Magallana angulata is the source of this 2988-nucleotide messenger RNA. RefSeq lists its product as uncharacterized. NCBI's taxonomy places the organism in Eukaryota, Metazoa, Mollusca, Bivalvia, Ostreida, Ostreidae. The record is from RefSeq and is a predicted model, not a curated record. The coding region runs from base 627 to 2492 and encodes 621 amino acids. The transcript is spliced from 13 exons.
AAGCCGUAAAACACUAUCUUUUAUUUUGUUAGCUGGGUGUUAUUCGUCUUCGCAGGCUAGGGUUUAAUUGGGAUUUGUAUUCUAUUGUACGUCUAUGGAGAACCGUUCAGUACGGACCAGAACACCUUCACCUUUCAACGAAUUAAAAAUUCUAAUUAUUUUAUGGGUUAUUUCCCUCUAAACAGACUACUUACCAGGAUGUUUAUCUUCCGGGAUUUUCUUUCAAUUGUUGUCAUUUCUGCGACGCUUCAUUAUUACGCACACUAUCAAACACACGAACUUAUUGUAUAUGUAUAUUAUUAUAGAUAUACAUAUGCACAUGAUUGGCAAACGUUUCGAAAAGAAAGAUUGUUUUUAAUUUUUAAACAUAUCUUGUGCAUGUGUAUAAGUUCAGUUUAAUUCAUGCCUGUCAAAUCCUGAAAAUAUAUGUUAUUUAUAAUCUUUUCAUAAAACACGCACUUCAAAUAAAUUACGCAAGUUCGAUACUUUCAAAAGGAGUCUACGAUAGAGAAAUCAAUGUAAACCUUCCGUGUUGUUUUUUUUUUUUAUUAAGGCCAAGAUUUUUUUCUUCCUGGUUAAAAACCAGUUCCUUUUAAAUAUGCCAUUGCUUGCUCAAUAUUCACUCCAUGUGGCUGCUCCUGAUUUUAGCUUGUGUGCUUGGUUGCGCUGGAUACCAAUUCCAGCUGAAAGGGAAUGAGACUGGGCGAUUUGUCUAUACAGGCAACAAUGGAGGGCAUCGAUACUGUACAACAUGCGAAACGGGACAAAAUGACGAUAUAAACAUGAAAACUCAACAAUCUGAAUGCAUUGAUCAAAACUUCCAAGUCCCGAUGCCCGACGGCAGCAAGGAACCAAUAUGUAAGGAGGGCAUUAGUGGUGCCAUUAUACCAGGUUGUGGUCCUUUGCCAACAUCAGACGGACUUUCUUGGAGGACAAAGUCCGGUAGACCCAUACAAGUCAAAAGCACUGUGUAUGAGGUGUAUUAUCCUAAAUGUAGCCAGGAUAGCGUCCUUAACAGGGACCUACACAGCGCUCGAUGUGAUGAAGACCUGAGAUGGAACGCCAGCAUACAGGGACUGCGAUGUCUUUAUGGUUGUGGACCUUUCCCAAAUGGUUCGAAGUGGAGGCUGCAGAAUGGAAGCGAGGCUGGAAAUGAAAGUUUGGUGGGGGAGACUUAUUUCAGUGAAUGCUCGCCUGGUCACAAACGAAGUAUAGUUAUGUACUGUGGACCAGAUUCGAAAUGGCAUACUUAUUAUUCUACACCAUGUGAGACUGACAAAUGUGAACAGUGGUAUUGUAGUGUAGAAAUCAUUAUUGGGUGUUCGCUAGGAGCAUUUCUUGGAAUACUCAUAUUAAUCGGGUGUAUUUACAUGCGCUGUCAUUUCAAUGGGCAUUCCUCACCACCAGAACCCCCAAUACUGACUAAAGAGUACGAAGAAAUUCCAAUGAUAGUCCAUGUACCGGAGGGGGCAUCAAGUACUACUAUAUUGUCAUCUAGCUCUGAAGAAAACACUGACACAGAAGAAACAUCUUCUGGAAGUUUGACGCCGAUAGAACACGUAUGGGAUCAAUAUGAAGAUAUGUCCUUGACACAUACCACGUCUUUAGGCAAUUUAUCCUUAAAUCCAUCGAAUGAAAAUAUUAAAGUUUUUCAGGCAUUACGCUCAGGGACUAAUAAAGAAGGGAUUUUGCAGUUUACCGUACAGAAAGGUGAAACGGUUUUUAUUGCCACCAAAGAGAAAUUGAAUGACUCGGAUUGUCUCCAAAUAAGGCGACAGGAUCUCGAGUCGUAUCGAGGCGUGGAAAUGCACCCCUUUCUGCACUGCAUUUCCUGUGUGGAGAUUGGGGACUCCGGGGUAUAUUAUUGGAAAACGUCAAAGGAACGUUACUGUAAAUUCAAUCUUAAAGUUGUCGACCGCGGGCAACCGGAUGGCGUGGAGUCGUCUGAAUUGAACCUUUUGGCGAGUGCAAGCUCUAAUGGAGAUGUGCAUGAAGACCACACUGAAUAUCAUUCUUCUGUAAGUAAUCCUUGUAUGGCCGGGUUAUGUCCAUCUUUGAGCGAAGCCUCUUUGUUGACCGAGGAUAACAAAGAUGAACCAGUCUGCGGGUUACAGAUAGACACCAUAUAUCAAGAUCCAAUCUGGGAUACCUUCCUGAAGUGUUUGUGUUACUGUCUCAGUAGUUCAGCUUCCGGUCGAGAAUGUGCAUGUUGGAGGGAAAUAGCCAAAAUGUACCUAAAACGGACGGAUGCCUAUCUCUCUAGUAUUGAAUGGUACGAAGAGGGUGAUCCUGUUAACGGCCCAGCCUACCUUAUCCUAAACGACGUCCGGAGAGCGUACCGAAUCAUUACCAUAGGCCAACUCGCAGCGAAUCUACAACCGCCAAACUUAGACCUAAUGAACUGCAUCAACAGUUUUCACCACAACUGCACCUUUUGCACUCGUCUUUAUUACCGAAUGCAUCAAACAAGACCAAAAGAUGUCCACGGAUAGUAAAAGGGGUCAUUUUAUCCCUUUGCUGUUUUUAAGGGACGUUGAAUGACAAUUUCUGAGUUGUCUCCAAGCACCCCGGUCGGGCUCUCCGAGGUACACGAAUAGGGUCCACGCAUAAGGAAGGAGUCGGCCUUAUUUCUCUGUCCUGAGACAGAAAGAGCGGUGAUUUAUUUCACAUAAUUGACUAUUUUUUAAAUAUUUUGACAUUCACAGGGAAGUUUUCCAGGUUUUCAACUACAGUCAGUUGAUAUCUCUCCGAUCUUUGGAACUUCCGAUAGGAAAGCAGAAUACCAUCCAAUCAGAAAGCAUGACUCAAAUGUUUUGAACACUGAUUUGCAUAAUAUUUAACUUUUGUGCUGUUGUUAGUACGCUUGCCAGCUUAUGAAUAAGAAUCUACAUAUCAGUAAUACGCUGUAAAUGUGAAGUGUAACGUUUAUUGACAUUAAUGUUAAAUGUGAGUUAAUGCUUUAGACUUAAAUAAAAUCCAGCAGAUGUG